This is a messenger RNA of Colletotrichum destructivum, 2422 nucleotides long. RefSeq names its product Putative mitochondrial outer membrane translocase complex, subunit Tom70, malT-like TPR region. Gene Ontology annotation, molecular function: protein-transporting ATPase activity; protein binding. The coding region runs from base 213 to 2090 and encodes 625 amino acids. The record is from RefSeq and is a predicted model, not a curated record. The transcript is spliced from 3 exons. NCBI's taxonomy places the organism in Eukaryota, Fungi, Ascomycota, Sordariomycetes, Glomerellales, Glomerellaceae. Gene Ontology annotation, biological process: protein import into mitochondrial matrix; protein insertion into mitochondrial inner membrane. Gene Ontology annotation, cellular component: mitochondrial outer membrane.
GUCGCGCAAUAAUUUUUCGUCUGCGGCUACUCGGAAGCUCCUGGUCCAGCGCAUCAGCACCAGCAAUACCAACCCAAUCGUGCAACCCUCUACAUCAUCGACCAAGCCGGUCAGCCCAUUAAUCCCCUUCCUUUCAAUCUCGCGACUUUCCCUUCCUGUAAACCCCUUGAUAUCCUCUUCUCUUUGACCAAUUGCUUCGGCCAAUUGCCAAAAUGUCGAAUCCCCUGCCGUCCGUGCCUCCCAUGGCCAGUCCCCCGACUGUCAUUCCCGUUGAUUCGUCUUCUGGCCUUUGGGAUCGCAUCACGACCUGGGCCUCGGACAACAAGGCCGUUGUCUACACUGCUGCUGGUGUUGCUGUCGUCGCCACUGGUGCCGGCGUUAUCUACUUCCUCAACAGCGACUCCAAGAAGGAUUCCACACCAAAGCUGAGCAAGAAGGAGAGAAGGAAAAGAAAGGAGGCCGAACGAAAGGCCGCGGCAGACGCAGAAAAGCAGCCCACACCUGCAGAGGCUGCUGCCCCAACGCAACCCAAGGCUGCUGCCGUCGAGACCGCCGAUGAACUUCCCGAGAUCGAUGAAACCACUGUCGCAAGCUUCACGGCCGACCAGCGAGAGCAGUACGCCGCCAAGUUGAAGGAUGUCGGCAACCAGGCAUAUGGCAGCAAGGAUUACAACAAGGCUAUUGACCUCUACUCCAAGGCCAUUCUCUGCAAGGCAAACCCCAUCUUCUACUCUAACCGUGCCGCCUGCUACAAUGCUCUGGGCAACUGGGACAAGGUCGUCGAAGACACGACCGCCGCCAUCAACCUCGACCCUGAAUACGUCAAGGCCCUGAACCGCCGCGCCAACGCCUAUGAACACCUGAAGAUGUACGGCGAGGCUCUCCUCGACUUCACCGCCUCUUGCAUCAUCGACAGCUUCAAGAAUGAGAGCAGUGCGCAGUCUGUCGAGCGUCUGCUUAAGAAGUUCGCGGAACAGAAGGCCCAGGAGAUGAUGGCCAGCCGCCCCAACAAGCUGCCCAGCCAUACCUUCGUUGGCAACUACCUCCAGAGCUUCCGCGUCAAGCCUCUUCCGGCCGGCCUGGAGGACUCUGUUGUCCUGUCCGAAGAGACCGGCAAGGGUCAACUGCAGCUUGGUCUGAGAGCUCUGGAGAAAAAGACUGGCGAUGGCUACGAGGAGGCAAGAGCCGCCUUCGAGAAGGCCCUGGAGCUUGGCGACCUUGGCGAGUUCGAAGCCCUGGCUUACAACCUCCGCGGUACCUUCAGCUGCCUGCUCGGAAAGCACGACGACGCGAUGACGGACCUGACCAAGAGCAUUGAGCUGGACCCCUCCAUGACCCAAAGCUACAUCAAGCGCGCCAGCAUGAACCUCGAGCUUGGCGCUCCCGAGAAGGCCUCCAUGGACUUUGAGAAAGCCAUGGAACAGAACAGCGAGGACCCUGACAUUUACUACCACCGCGCUCAACUCCAUUUCAUCAAGGGCGAGUUCUCCGACGCCGCCAAGGACUAUCAGAAGUCGAUCGACCUGGACCGCGACUUUAUCUUCUCCCACAUUCAGCUCGGCGUUACCCAGUACAAGAUGGGCUCUAUCGCAUCGUCGAUGUCGACCUUCCGUCGUUGCAUCAAGAACUUCAAGGAAGUUCCGGAUGUCUACAACUACUACGGAGAGUUGCUUCUCGACCAGGGCAACUUCCAGGAGGCCAUUGAGAAGUUCGACAGCGCCAUUGACAUGGAGUCCAAGACGAAGCCCAUGGCCAUGAACGUUCUUCCUCUUAUCAACAAGGCUCUUACCCUCUUCCAAUGGAAGCAGGACUUCGGCGAGGCCGAAAAGUUGUGCCAGAAGGCGCUCAUCAUCGAUCCUGAAUGCGACAUUGCCGUUGCCACCAUGGCCCAGCUUCUUCUGCAGCAGGGCAAGGUCACCGAUGCGCUCAAGUACUUCGAGCGCGCCGCAGAGCUUGCCCGCACCGAGGGCGAGAUCGUCAAUGCUCUUUCGUACGCCGAGGCGACGCGCACGCAGCUUCAGGUACAGGAGAAGUACCCGAAGCUGGCGGCCAAGCUUCAGGGCAUUGGCCCGGGUGGCAUGCCCCGGUAAAGGGCCACUGGCCUUUUGAACAAGAAGCAUGUAAAACUCACCCACUGGCGUCGUGUAAGAAGAGAGAAACACACAACUCCCAAGCACAUGAGGGAGCGGAUAGCCCGGACAAUUGGGUUCCUGGUCGGUAAUAGGGGAAAAUUAUCAGAGCGGGCAAGUCACCCGUUUCGCUGUGUCGUGUCUUUUUGUUUGUUAGCCGGUGGUGGGGGCUUUGGGAAAGGGGAGUGAAGUCCAGGGCUGCGAACGGCUGGGAGGCAUGGGUCGAACCCUUUACGUUGUACAUAAUCCGACUUCCCUCACUUUGCGUAUAUUGGUGAGAGCAUUGUAGAAUU